AUGGCAAAUUUGAAUCCGUUUUUAGACAAAAACCAAGUUUUGAGAGUUGGAGGUCGAUUAAUCAAUGCAAAAAUUGGUUUUGAUAGAAAGCAUCCAAUAAUUAUAGCAAAAGGUCAUUUGGCGAAUUUGAUAAUAAAUGAAGCACACCGAGAAACAUUACAUGGUGGACAUCGAUUGAUGGAAAAUGUUAUAAAAAGAAGAUAUUGGAUAUUUGGACUUAAAAACUUGAUUAAGAAAUGUAUACGUGAAUGUGUAAGGUGCACCCGUUAUAAAGCAUUAAAGCAGAAACAGCUUAUGGGUGAUUUACCAGAAUAUAGGGUCAAUGUGUCUGCUCCGUUCGCUCAUUGUGGAGUAGAUUACGCUGGACCAUUGCUAAUAAAAUGUUCUAAAGGGCGAGGCCAAAAAACUUUUAAAGGGUACGUAGCGGUAUUUGUAUGUAUGGCAACUAAAGCUUUGCAUUUAGAGUUGGUAAGUGACAUGACAUCAGACUCAUUUCUGGCGGCGCUGAAGCGAUUGUUUGCACGCAGAGGCAAAUGUUCACAUAUAUACUCAGACAACGGUACUAACUUCGUUGGAGCAUCCAAAAAAUUAGAUAAGGAUUUACAACAGGCUAUUAAAAGCAAUGUGAGUGCAGUUUGUGCAUUGGAAGCAGAAGGUAUAAAAUGGCAUUUCAUUCCACCGGCAAGUCCUCAUUUUGGAGGUUUAUGGGAGUCGGCCGUGAAGUCAAUAAAACACCACUUGAAAAGAGUUGUUGGCGAAAAUAAACUUACUUAUGAGGAGUUAAGCACACUUCUAACUCAAAUUGAGGGCAUACUUAAUUCACGACCGCUUUGUGCAAAUGUUGACGACAAUGAUAUAUUAACUCCAGGUCAUUUUUUAAUUGGGCAUGCUAUCAUUGACUAUCCAGAAGCAGUAGAUGAUAUGAACAUAUCUUCAUUAAAUCGUUGGAAGAUAAUUCAAGCAAUGAAGAAACAUUUUUGGAAACGAUGGAAGGAAGAAUAUUUAACGAAUCUUCAGCAGAGGUACAAAUGGAAAGGGGUUCAAGCAAAUGUUAAGGAAGGCCAAGUGGUAAUAGUGAAGAAUGAGGAAACAUAUCCAGGAAGAUGGCCUCUUGGAAAGAUAAUUGACGUUCAUCCUGGAAAAGAUAAUCUGAAUCGGGAUAUAUUAACUGGCGUAUUGAUUGGGCUGCUGGUUGACGGUAAAAAUCAACCCCAGCGUCAACAGCAGCAACGAAACCGCCGACCAGCAGGAAACUACCAGCGGCACCAGGAAAGUGUCCGACGACGGGAAGAAAACCGCCGACGACGCGAAGAAAACCUCCGGCGGCAGGAUGAAAACCGCCGCCGGCAGGAGGAAAAUAGCCGUCGGCAGGAAGAAAAUCGCCGUCGGCUGGAGGAAAACCGUCGUCGGGAGAAAGAAAACAAAGAAAAAAAUAUUUCCAAAUGCGACGCAGCCUCCAAAAACAAAACCUAG
This is a messenger RNA of Teleopsis dalmanni, 1473 nucleotides long. RefSeq lists its product as uncharacterized. Gene Ontology annotation, biological process: DNA integration. Gene Ontology annotation, molecular function: nucleic acid binding. The record is from RefSeq and is a predicted model, not a curated record. NCBI's taxonomy places the organism in Eukaryota, Metazoa, Arthropoda, Insecta, Diptera, Diopsidae. The transcript has 4 exons. The coding region runs from base 1 to 1473 and encodes 490 amino acids.